Messenger RNA from Myodes glareolus (Bank vole), 3473 nucleotides. The record is from RefSeq and is a predicted model, not a curated record. Lineage: Eukaryota; Metazoa; Chordata; Mammalia; Rodentia; Cricetidae.
UUGGCUGGAGCGCUUUAAAAAAGGAGCGUGCGAGCGGAGAUGCUGCUGCACACAGCUCAGACCGCCUGCAGCAGCAGCAACGCUCACCGCCACUGCGGCGACUGCAGCGAGGGGGGCUCCCGAGGCUGGUGUGGCCACAGCGCGCGGCACGGUCCCUACGGAGCUACUACCCGGCACACGCCCGCCUGGCUGCAGACGCCCGCUGAGCUGCAGAAGCCACUGGGGUUGCAGACGCCCGGUGAACUGCAGAAGCCCGUGGAGAGGCGCCCGGAGCGUCUAGGUCUGCAUCAGCCCCGGCUCUGCCCUCUACAGGCUUCCGGCUCGCAGCUCUCAGCCUCGGGCACCAUGGACACCUCCCGCGUCCGCAGCAUGCUCCUGUCCUUGCCCGCGCUGCUGCAGCUGGUAGCCGCCGGCAGCCAGCCGAGGCCGGACACGAUGCCGCGGGGUUGCCCGUCACACUGUCAGUGUGACCUGGAUGGCAGGAUGCUGCUCAAGGUAGAUUGCUCGGACCUGGGGCUCACGGAGCUGCCCUCCAACCUCAGCGUCUUCACCUCGUACCUGGACCUCAGUAUGAACAACAUCAGUCAGCUGCCCCCGAGUCUCCUCCACAGCCUCCGCUUUCUAGAAGAGCUACGUCUCGCUGGAAAUGCUUUGAUGCACAUUCCCAAGGGAGCAUUCACAGGCCUUCACAGUCUUAAAGUUCUCAUGCUGCAGAACAAUCAGCUGAGACAGGUCCCCUCGGAAGCUCUGCAGAACCUGCGAAGUCUCCAAUCCCUACGUCUGGAUGCCAACCACAUCAGCUACGUGCCACCCAACUGUUUCAGCGGCCUGCACUCCCUGAGGCACCUGUGGCUCGAUGACAACGCACUGACGGAAGUCCCCGUCCAGGCUUUCAGAAGUUUGUCGGCGCUGCAAGCCAUGACCUUGGCCCUGAACAAAAUACACCACAUACCAGACCUGGCCUUUGGAAACCUGUCCAGUCUGGUAGUGCUGCAUCUCCAUAACAAUAGAAUCCACUCCCUGGGAAAGAAAUGCUUUGAUGGACUCCACAGCCUGGAGACUUUAGACUUAAAUUAUAAUAACCUCGAUGAAUUUCCCACUGCAAUCAAGACACUCUCCAACCUUAAAGAACUAGGAUUCCACAGCAACAACAUCAGGUCAAUACCUGAGAAAGCAUUCGUAGGCAACCCUUCUCUUAUCACAAUACAUUUCUAUGACAAUCCCAUCCAAUUUGUUGGAAUAUCUGCUUUUCAACAUUUACCUGAACUAAGAACACUGACUCUGAAUGGUGCCUCGCAAAUUACUGAAUUUCCUGACUUAACCGGAACUGGCAACCUAGAGAGUCUGACUUUAACUGGAGCAAAGAUCUCAUCUCUUCCCCAGACCGUCUGUGAUCAGUUACCUAAUCUCCAAGUGCUAGAUUUGUCUUACAACCUGCUUGAAGACUUACCCAGUUUGUCCGACUGCCAAAAACUUCAGAAAAUUGACCUGCGGCAUAACGAAAUCUAUGAAGUUAAAGGCGGCACUUUUGAGCAGCUGUUUAACCUCCGAUCUCUGAACUUGGCUUGGAAUAAAAUUGCCGUUAUUCACCCCAAUGCGUUUUCUACAUUGCCGUCUCUAAUAAAGCUGGACCUCUCCUCCAACCGCCUGACGUCUUUCCCUGUAACUGGGUUACAUGGUUUAACUCACUUAAAAUUAACAGGAAACCGUGCCUUGCAGAGCCUGAUACCAUCUGCAAACUUCCCAGAGCUCAAGAUUAUUGAAAUGCCGUAUGCUUACCAGUGUUGUGCAUUUGGAGCGUGUGAGAAUGUCUACAAAGUUUCUAAUCAGUGGAGUAAAGGUGGUAACAGCAGUGCGGAUGACCUUCCCAAGAAAGAUGCCGGGCUGUUGCAAGUUCCAGAUGAGCGGGACCUUGAAGAUUUCCUCCUUGACUUCGAGGAAGACCUGAAAGCUCUUCAUUCGGUGCAGUGUUCCCCUUCUCCAGGUCCUUUCAAGCCCUGUGACCAGCUGUUUGGGAGCUGGCUGAUCAGAAUCGGAGUGUGGACCAUAGCCGUGUUGGCGCUUUCCUGUAAUGCCUUGGUGACGUCAACAGUGUUCAGAACUACUCUGUACAUCUCUUCCAUAAAACUGUUAAUCGGGGUGAUUGCAGUGGUGAACAUGCUCAUGGGGGUCUCCAGUGCUGUACUGGCUGUUGUGGAUACGUUCACUUUUGGUAGUUUUGCCCAACACGGCGCGUGGUGGGAAGAUGGAAUUGGUUGCCAAAUCGUUGGCUUCUUGUCCAUUUUUGCUUCAGAAUCGUCUGUUUUCCUGCUCACUCUGGCAGCCCUGGAACGUGGUUUUUCUGUCAAAUGUUCUUCAAAGUUUGAAAUGAAAACACCCCUGUCUAGCCUAAAGGUGAUCAUUUUGCUGUGUGUCCUGUUGGCCCUGACCAUCGCCACCGUCCCCUUGCUGGGUGGCAGUAAGUACAAUGCCUCGCCGCUCUGCCUGCCCUUGCCGUUUGGGGAGCCCAGCACCACGGGCUACAUGGUGGCUCUCGUCUUACUCAACUCCCUCUGCUUCCUCAUAAUGACCAUUGCCUAUACCAAGCUCUGCUGCAAUCUCGAGAAAGGAGACCUGGAGAAUCUCUGGGACUGUUCUAUGGUGAAGCACAUUGCCUUGCUGCUCUUCACGGACUGUGUCCUUUACUGCCCCGUGGCUUUCUUAUCCUUCUCCUCUUUGCUAAACCUCACAUUUAUCAGUCCGGAGGUAAUUAAGUUUAUCCUUCUGGUGAUUGUCCCGCUUCCUGCCUGUCUCAAUCCCCUUCUCUACAUCGUCUUCAAUCCCCAUUUUAAGGAGGAUAUGGGCAGUCUAGGAAAGCAAAUCCAUUUCUGGACGAGAUCGAAACACCCAAGUCUGCUGUCCGUGAACUCCGACGAUGUUGAAAAACGGUCGUGUGACUCAACCCAAGCCUUGGUAGCCUUUACGCAUGCCAGCAUAGCCUAUGACUUGCCUUCCAAUUCUGGGUCAUCGCCAGCUUACCCAAUGACGGAAAGCUGUCAUCUUUCUUCAGUAGCCUUUGUCCCAUGCCUCUAGGUGACACUGGAGAGGAUUGUUUUCCAAAGUGGCAAACCUGCAAGAAGAUUUAUAGCAGAAGAGUAGCUAAGAAGAGUCGAGCUGAAACCUGGCUUACACACAAGUAGACGUCUAUAAGUUAGUAUGGAAAAGCUAAUCACCUUACUGAUACUGGAGAGUGAGGUAUAAGUCUAAACACUGCUUGUAUAAUUUGUUCAGCUAUUCAUCACGUUACUUAGAUGAGCCUAGAUCUGAAAAGCAGACAAAAAUGCUCUUCAAAAAAACCAAGUCUCUAGUUUUUAUUGUAUUCUCUUCACACUCACCAGCAUAAACCACUGGUAGUGGGGGAUUCCAUUGCAUUGGAUGAUGCAAUGGGUAUGUUAAAAUUGACAAAUUCAUUAGAAGAAGGUUAAUAUUAUAAG